Messenger RNA from Malus domestica (apple), 447 nucleotides. Its product is annotated as protein EARLY RESPONSIVE TO DEHYDRATION 15-like. NCBI's taxonomy places the organism in Eukaryota, Viridiplantae, Streptophyta, Magnoliopsida, Rosales, Rosaceae. The record is from RefSeq and is a predicted model, not a curated record.
AUGGACGUGAUCUCCAGGAGCGCGACGACGUCGUCGAAUCUGAAUCCCAACGCUCCGAUGUUCGUGCCGCUGGCGUAUCGGACGGUGGAGGACUUCUCCGCCGAAUGGUGGGCCCUGGUUCAGUCCUCCCCUUGGUUCCAAGACUACUGGCUCCGGGAGCGCUUCCAAGAUCCCCAAAACGACGGCGCCUAUCCCGAUAUUCUCGAUCCUGACCUCCUCCCCGACAUCGACGCUCUCUUCGACGACGUCGAGAACCACCACCACUCCCCCCGCACUCAGCCGGCGGUGGAGGAACAAGAGAAGGACUUGAAGAAAGAGCUGGCGUCGUUGGGAUUGCUGAAAUGGCGGAAGGGCCGACCCGCGGCGGAGGCGCCGAGGUACAUCGAAAAGGCUCCGAAGAUUGUCAACGUGAAAGUGAGUCCGAGGCCGAUCCAGCAGCCGCGGUAG